CACAGCGGGUCAAUUGACUUCAUACAAAAGCCUUCGACUUCAACGACGUCGUGCUACUCGACGCCCCCAAAUGCCCUAUUAAUGAAACUGCAAUGUCUACAGACCUGCCCUCACAUCUCCAUUCUUUCUCCCCAAUAUCUACAACACCUGGCCUCAACCAUGUCCAACAUCAUCCCCAUCGACCUCCUCGCACUCUCCACAAACCUCAACUACCUCUCUUCCUUCCCCGCUCUCAACACCGCCGAACCUGCCGUCUCUCUUCUUGCAUACAAUACCACCUUCGCCACCAACGUCCUAGGAGAAAACGCGAAAGCACGGCAGUUGUAUGACUUACCAUGGCAAGCCUUCCACGAAAUGGGAACCUACCAUAAAGCCACAAACUCAAUUUACAUCACAUCUAACUGGAACGGCUCACUGGAGAACCCAAUCAAUGUCACUGUGCUCAGUCUAGAGGAUUACGCGCUAAGUUCUACUCAUUACCCGAAUCUGUACGAAGCGAAUGGGGGAACGGGAUACUAUCCCCCUGGCUCGAGUAAUGAUAGUACGCCGCCGAAGUUACUAUUCUGCGACCAGGGGGACUUUGAGCACCCGUCCGGCCUCGUGGCGGUGGAUCCAGCCACGAACACGUCAGAGGUCAUCCUGAACAACUCGCUCGGCCGGAAUUUCUCGUCGUUGAACGAUGUGCGCCAGCAUCCCAAGACGGGCGAUCUAUGGUUUACGGACGCGGAUUACGGGUUCUUCCAAUCGUUUAGACCGGCGCCUGCGGUUCCGAAGCAGGUGUAUCGCUUCGAGCCAUCUACAGGCGUGAUUCAAGUAGUGGCGGAUGGCUUCGAUCAACCGAAUGGGCUGGAGUUCUCCCCGGAUUUGCAGACGCUGUAUGUCACGGAUACGGGUGCGCAGCACGUUACGCAGAACCUUACGCGCCCGGCAACGAUCUAUGCGUUUGAUGUUGUCGACAAGGUCAGGCUUGGGAAUCGGAGGACGUUUGCGUAUCCGGAUAAUGGGUUCCCGGAUGGUAUACAUGCUGAGACUGAUGGUAACGUAUGGGCGAACUGUGGAGAUGGGGUUCAUGUUUGGAGUCCGCAGGGGAUCCUUCUUGGGAAGAUCUUCGUAGGGGCACAGAGUAAUAACAUGGCGUUUAUUCCGGGUGGGGUGCUGGUGUUUAGUAAUUCGCAGCUUUGGAUUGUUGAGAAUAUCAAAGCGGAAGGGAGGGAAAUAUGUCGGGAUUUUGGAGCUUGUUGAUUUGGGCUAGUGACAGGUACAAUUUUUCAGCACUUAGGUACUCUGUACAAGUAGUAUGCCAGGCCAGCUUCAACACCCCAGUCCGAAAGCUACCCGACCCCUCUGCUUACGCAAUCUCUUGCC
Mytilinidion resinicola is the source of this 1365-nucleotide messenger RNA. RefSeq names its product lactonohydrolase. The transcript has a single exon. NCBI's taxonomy places the organism in Eukaryota, Fungi, Ascomycota, Dothideomycetes, Mytilinidiales, Mytilinidiaceae. Bases 160 to 1242 code for a protein of 360 amino acids. The record is from RefSeq and is a predicted model, not a curated record.